This is a messenger RNA of Drosophila innubila, 2071 nucleotides long. It is a transcript of the gene mthl5, whose product is annotated as probable G-protein coupled receptor Mth-like 5. Bases 378 to 1859 code for a protein of 493 amino acids. The transcript is spliced from 6 exons. Gene Ontology annotation, molecular function: G protein-coupled receptor activity. Gene Ontology annotation, biological process: cell surface receptor signaling pathway; G protein-coupled receptor signaling pathway. NCBI's taxonomy places the organism in Eukaryota, Metazoa, Arthropoda, Insecta, Diptera, Drosophilidae. Gene Ontology annotation, cellular component: membrane. The record is from RefSeq and is a predicted model, not a curated record.
AGUUGUUGGUCGGCGGAGCAGUUCGUUGUCUUUUGGAAUUUUUGCGCAAACUGCAUAAAAAUACAAACAAAAAUGUUGCUUAGCAAAUAAGAAAUUUAAUAUUGUGUGUGAAGAAAAUAAAACAAAAUAUAGUUUUAAUCUAAUUCAACAACUGUGUAUAACAAAAGCACAAAAAGUAGUUAAAAGAAAAGACGAAAACUGUCGCUUGACUGUCGAUGACUUAGUUGUUGUCAUGCAAGUCAUGAUCUUGGCUCGAAACCGGCAUCAGUCACAGCCUUGAUGACGCAUUCGAUUACGAGCCCGAUUCCGAUUACGAGUGCGAGUAUCUGUAAAUGUAUCUGUCUCUGUAUCUGUAUCUGUAGCUAUAUUCGUGCGAGAUGCUCAUAAAAAUGCUUGGCGCGCAAAUUUGUCCAUACCUGGCUAAAGGCAGCUGCCUUUUGCUGGCCCUGUUGGCCACACUGCGAGCCGUAGCUAUCACAGCUCAUGUGGCCGACAGCAGCUCCGUGGAAAGCACUGUGCCGAUGGCCAACAAUGAUCCCAAUGUGGUGCUGGUGAAUAAGUGCUGUGAGAAGUUCGAGAUACACGUGAAUAAUUCAUGCCAGCAGGUCAAUGAAACGGAUUAUUUUGAGCCCAUGUUUACCAGCUAUGGCGGAGAUCAGAACCGACCCGUGGCACAUUUCAAGUUCGUCAUUGGAGUGCCCAAUUGUGGCUCCAAGCAGAUGUGGCCCGUUCUGGACUACUCAGGCAGCUAUGACAAGCUGGUGCUCCUGGACGAUGGCAAGCUGAGACACUAUACAAAUGCCGAGAAUGAAAACGAUGAACGACGCGGCGUGCAAACGGAUUACGAUGAAGAUCUGGUAGAGGCGAAUAAGCCACGUUACUAUGACUAUGAGCAGGGACAGUACUGCCUCGAUAAGGCCGUUUCCCCGGAGCACAAGCACAGUCUAUUUGCUCACAUCUGUUUGGCCAAAAAGGAGAACAAUUGGAACGAUUCAAACUUUCUGCUGCGUAAAAUUCUCAAUCCCAUAUUCCAUGGCAUAUCCUUGAUUAUUUUACUGAUCAUAGCCAUCGUUUACUUCAUUUUACCCACGCUCAGCAGAGAUCUUGUUGGAAAUAUUGUGACUACAAUUGCGAUGUGUCUGAUGGUCAGUCAGGCGGCGGAUCUGGUCUGCAUUUUCACGGAUUUCACCAAUCACGUUAGCUUCAUUGUGGCAGAUAUAAUACUGUGCUUCAGUUUGCUGGCGGCCUUCUUCUGGCUCAACAGUUUUGGCUAUUACAUUUGGAAGACGUUCCGGUCGAGGAAUGUGUUCCUGCGUGUGACGGAUGGACGCAAGUAUUGCUACUAUUCGGCCUAUGCCUGGGGAUGCACAGCAACGAUGGCUGGACUUGCGGUAUUUGCGCACUUUUUCCUGGAUGCGGAUUCAUACAAGAAGGAGAAUAUGCGCGGGGAACAGCAGACAAUUGGCUGGCUGGGCAUCUGUAUAUUCUUUGCGCCGAUUGCGUGCACCAUCAUCAUCAACAUCUUCUUCUAUGUGACCACACGGAAGCUAAUCAAUCGCCGUACAGUCUACGGCCGGAUUGCGCACAAACUAAAGGCCAACUUUAUCAUGUUCUCGCUGAUGCUGUUGGUCAUGUCAUUUUCCUGGCUGUUCCUCACCAUGUCCUGGCUAGCCCUGGACGGACUUCUUUAUGCUCACAUCGUAGUGAAUGCGUUCCAGGCGCCGCUGUUGCUUUACAUCUGCGUGCUGCGACAGCGUCAUGUUACCUUCUUGCUAAAGAAGUCCUGCUGCUACAACGAGCCGCCGUCUUCAAGCGAUUGGGGUGAUGAGAUGCACUACAUGAAUGGCAACGAAUAUUGAGCCAAGCGUCCACCGAGAGCGUUCAACUCGAUCUGAGCUGAAGCCAAGUUAUAGUUGAAUACGAGCCGUAAUCUAUCAACUAGUUUUAGGAUCUACUCGUAGCUAUGCUAAGUGUUUUUGUGUAGUUUAACAAUGUUAAACAUUGAGAUUUGUACUUAACAAGUAACUAAUUUAUAAAAACAACUUAUUAAACAAGCAAAGUCUGACACAUA